This is a messenger RNA of Ochotona princeps (American pika), 4993 nucleotides long. RefSeq names its product homeobox containing 1 (gene HMBOX1). Gene Ontology annotation, molecular function: double-stranded telomeric DNA binding. NCBI's taxonomy places the organism in Eukaryota, Metazoa, Chordata, Mammalia, Lagomorpha, Ochotonidae. Gene Ontology annotation, biological process: positive regulation of DNA-templated transcription. The record is from RefSeq and is a predicted model, not a curated record. The coding region runs from base 342 to 1676 and encodes 444 amino acids. The transcript has 12 exons. Gene Ontology annotation, cellular component: nucleus.
UGUUGAUAUCAAUAUGGCGGUUGUCAGCCAGACAAAGACAGUCAGUCCGAUGUGAUUGAGACGAGAGAGGUUUUCAGGGGGAGACUGGGAGAUAGGGGCCUCCCCUCCCCCUUCUCCUCUUUCUGCGCCGGCCUCAACCCCUCCCCAGGCCCCUCCCGACGGGCGCCCCACGCGGAAGACACCCCUCCUCCUCCCGGUUUGCCUCCUCCCCCACCUCAACCCUUCGUACUGGGACGUUGGGGAGGGGGCUGUGCUGGCGGUGGGAACUCAGCUAGGAUUCUGAGAAUGAUAAAUAACAUUGCUCAUCUCUGGAACGGAUAUUGAUCUGCCUCAUGUAAAGUAUGCUCAGUUCUUUUCCAGUGGUUUUGCUGGAAACCAUGUCUCACUAUACAGAUGAACCCAGAUUCACUAUAGAGCAGAUAGAUCUGCUUCAGCGCCUUCGGCGUACUGGAAUGACUAAACAUGAAAUUCUCCAUGCUUUGGAAACUUUAGACCGUCUUGAUCAAGAACAUAGUGACAAGUUUGGAAGAAGGUCCAGCUAUGGAGGAAGUACAUACGGGAACAGUACCAACAAUGUUCCAGCAUCAUCUUCUACAGCUACAGCUUCCACACAGACUCAGCAUUCGGGAAUGUCCCCUUCACCUAGCAACAGUUAUGAUACCUCCCCGCAGCCUUGCACUACCAAUCAAAAUGGGAGAGAGAAUAAUGAGCGAUUAUCCACAUCCAAUGGAAAGUUGUCACCAACUCGCUAUCAUACCAACAGCAUAAGUCAGCGGUCAUACAGUUUUGAAGCCUCUGAAGAGGACCUAGAUGUAGAUGAUAAAGUGGAGGAGUUAAUGAGGAGGGACAGCAGUGUGAUAAAAGAGGAAAUCAAAGCCUUUCUUGCCAAUCGGAGGAUUUCCCAAGCAGUUGUUGCACAGGUAACAGGUAUCAGUCAGAGCCGGAUCUCUCAUUGGCUGCUGCAACAGGGAUCAGACCUGAGUGAACAGAAGAAAAGAGCGUUUUACCGAUGGUAUCAGCUGGAGAAGACAAACCCUGGGGCUACACUUAGUAUGAGACCAGCCCCCAUUCCAAUAGAAGACCCUGAAUGGAGGCAAACUCCUCCCCCAGUCUCUGCCACAUCUGGUACCUUCAGGCUACGACGAGGGAGUCGAUUUACCUGGAGAAAGGAGUGCCUGGCUGUCAUGGAAAGUUACUUCAAUGAAAAUCAAUACCCAGAUGAAGCAAAGAGAGAAGAAAUUGCAAAUGCUUGUAAUGCAGUUAUACAAAAGCCAGGCAAAAAGCUGUCAGAUCUGGAAAGAGUUACCUCCCUGAAAGUAUACAACUGGUUUGCUAACAGACGGAAGGAGAUCAAGAGGCGAGCCAAUAUCGAAGCAGCAAUCCUGGAGAGUCAUGGGAUCGACGUACAGAGUCCAGGCGGCCACUCCAACAGUGAUGACGUUGAUGGAAAUGACUACUCGGAACAGGAUACUUGGCAAGUACGCAAUGGGGAGGAGGAGGAGGGACGAAGUUCAGAGGGAGGCAGAGAAGCAGAGAAGGAUGACAGCACGAGCCAUAGUGACCACCAAGACCCCAUCUCAUUAGCUGUGGAAAUGGCAGCAGUCAACCACACUAUCUUGGCAUUGGCCCGACAAGGAGCCAGCGAAAUCAAGACAGAGGCCCUGGAUGAUGACUGAUCAGGGAAGGUUAAACCUGCCAAGUAAACUUAGUUUAGACGUAGCACCUUAGCAGACUUUCCUCGGUCCUUAACAUGUGUUCUUACAGUAUAACUUGCAGUUUCUUGUAUGUCAGGUAGCCGUUAGGGUCUUGUUCUGUGAAGAUGGCAUGGUGCCCUCAGCCUUUGCAUAUACUCUCUCAGUAUUAAAUCCCAGUAAAUAAUAACUACCGACCAACCAGACUUCCCUCUCCCUGCCCCCACGGCUAGAAAAUCUUGCUGCUCCGUCUUAGCAUUCCAAGAAAGUGCUUCCAGGUAUUUAGAUAGCCCUCAGUUCUCGACUAUUAGGCUGUAUGUAAAAUCUUGGGUACCUUUAGAUUCUUGUAACACUAGUCCCGUUCCACCUCGUCCUUCCCCAAGACUGAUAGGAUGCAAGCUGAGGUAGUAGCACAGGAGUGACAGGCACCUUUGGGGGAGUAUCCACAGAGUAAAAGGAACACUAGAAUCAUUGAUUUCCAGCUGCAAUAAGCCGUGCCUCAUUAUAGUCACACUGUGGCUAAAUUAUACUUCUCUGGGUGCUGUGCUAAGAAUGUCAAUGACAAAAAACUCAGUCUCAGAUUUUGGUUGGUGUUAACAUGCCUGACACAGACAUCCUUUCCUCAAUAAGCUGUGAGACUUCGUAGAUAAUACUGCCUUUUGCCUUUGGGACCAUGAUUAAAAACAAAAACAAAGUCAUUGAAAAAGAAAUUGGCUUGAGAGCACUGGGAAACAGUAUGAGCUGAAUGUUUGAAUGAAUGUCCAGUUCUCAGAACCACUGUACAUUCCGCAGCACAGCUAUCAGUGCCUGCCUGGAAAAGUGCUAGAGGUUAUCAUGGCCCUCGCUCUGCCUCCUGUCAGUGUCCCCUUUCCCUGCUACCAAAAAUGGCUUUCAAGCAUGGAGUGAAGACCAAAAGAGUAAACUAACAUACUGGUUUUGUAUCAGCUAACUGAAGCCCCCUCAAUCUGAGAGAAUGACAGAGGACUCUGUAGUAGAAUUAUACUAUCACAGAGAUGUAAACGUUUGGCCAAACAGGAGCAGAAGAAAGGAGCUGCGAGAUACUAGGGGAUGUGACUGGUUUGGUGUUCUUUUUACUCUGUCCUUGUAGAGGUGUAAAAGCUAUAUUGCUACAGGCAAUGUAUUUAAUAAUUGGAAGCCAUAUUGAUAAUGGAUGUGGUAAUAUUUGUAAAGUUUAAUCUACUUUAAGCGGCAGUAAGUAAUGGAAUUUUUCCUUGAUCACAUAUGUAGCACUUUUGUUACUUUUUAAAGAUAUUUAUAUUUGAUAAAUCUUUUUUUUUCAUUUUGAGAAUUCAAAAAUACCAAACAGUGAACUUGCGUUAUAAAGUCACCCUGUGAUCACCUUGUCAUCUAGUCGCAAAAUGAUGAACUAUUCAUGCAUCAAAGAAAAUUACAUCUGCUGGCCUUGUAUGAAAAUGAUCUCUUGGCAUCCUGAUUAAAUGACACACUGUCACUGUGGGCGUGGGAACAAGCUGGCGCAGCAAGUUACGAAGCAUGUUUAACAGUCGUGAUUUGAUCAGGUACAUGGACCACAUGCCUGGGGAUUGCCCAGAAGUAUUUAGCAUCCACCGAAAGGCUUCAGUGGGCUGUGCGGGAUCCCUGCCAGGUUGGGAGAAGCGGGGGUGGGGCAGAAGCCCCCCUCCCUGUCUCGGUCACUGUGUGUCUCAGUCUCCGUCUUUUCCUUUGGCGUCUCCUCUGGUCUGUCCCCAUACUGUGCACCAUGUGUCCCUGAGGGUGAGUCACACCUCUGUCUGAGUCUGCUGUAAGGUGUUUGGUCUACCUCAAGGGGUCAUCAUGGUGAACUCUGUCCACAUGGAAUCCUUCUUACAUUGCCACACACACUGGAAUGUAGAUCUUCCUCUGCCCCACCCCUCAAUAACCUCCUGACCCCAUCUUUCCUACGAUCACCACAAACUCCUAGUGCAAAUUGGAUGCUGCUUUAAAUGUGAAAACAAUUGUUCAAAAGCUAUAAAAACCUGAAUGAAAGCUAAAGCUGAAUUUAUAAGCCUUGUUGCAUAUGAGCCAAAAGUGCAAAAAGCUCUAUAUAAUGGACUAACCUGCCACUCGUAUAAAUAUAAAUAUAUAUAAGUAUAUUAAAAUCAGACUGUUCUACAAAAUGGUGUAUUUGUAUUUUUGUGUACGUACAAUUUUCUGCUAAGCAGAAGGAGGAUGUAGUAUAGGAUGCUGUGAGAAGAGAUUUGGUUUAAUCCUAUUUCUUUGUUACUUAUUUUUGUUAACAUCAGAUGCCUGUCUUCGUCUUACAUGUGUAUGACACUGUUUGGAAAGCUGCAGUAUCUCUCUUCCUCAGGUCCAGAGGCCAUUAAAGAAUGAACCUGGGUUCUAGAGAGUUAGCUCGUCCACCCAACAUGGGCAAGUGGCCAGAGGCUCAGCUCUUGGAAUGCCACAUGGCGGCACCCUGGAGUGGUUCAUGGUUCUGAGCUGGAACCCAGGGAAGCAAAACCACCUGUUCCAGCCCAGUUGUUGCGUUGACUCACCUCUGGGCAGCAAAAACCUCACUUCCAGAAAGCAACUUCCACAACAAGAUUACCUGAUCCCUGAAAUGCAGACUCUCCACUUGGGUCCCCUGGAGGGAAGCAAGGAUCUAUAGCUCUGAAUUUAGGAAUAAGACCCCUCUUAUUUCUAGGUCAGAAGUUUUCCCAGAAAACAGGAAGUGGAUCUACCUGGUUGUAGUCUCCAGGGCUCUGGCUUCCACUUCAGAAUAGUUGCUGCCUUUUUUGUUUUCUCCAGAUCAGGUUACCAAAAUGCCUCCCCCCUGCUGAGCUGCCAUGCUUCCUCACCCAGACCUCCAGCCCCAGCUGCCUGGAGCAUUUCAGAACCCACUUUGCAGGUGCUAAAACCCAUGAGGGGGUUAAAUGGCUGCCAGUAAUGGUUGAACCCAACCAUCAGAGGCCAGGCUGAAAGACAAGCUCCAGGUGGCCCGCGGUCAACUGCCUUGCCCAAGUGCUGCCCAUCCACCUCUCAGCCCCUUAAUGGUCCCUCUUGGUGUGAACCUUUUCUAGGGAGAGGGAUACUGCACCUUCACCUGUAGGACUCAUAUUUAUAACAAUGUGUAAUGACUGUAGCAAAAAGCUCUUGUUUCUAGAUGUAAGUGGUCAAAGAAACAAGUGCUGUAUAUUGUACUGAUUCAAAUAGUUCCAAUGAGUCCUGUAUCAUUGUAUCUCCUAUUCUGGAUUAGUGCCUUUUGGACAGUAGACUGUUCUGUAAUUAAAAAUGUAGUAUACUGCUUUUUUGUACAGUUUUGUUUUAAUAAAACUUUUUUUUAA